Vicia faba (fava bean) is the source of this 1479-nucleotide messenger RNA. NCBI's taxonomy places the organism in Eukaryota, Viridiplantae, Streptophyta, Magnoliopsida, Fabales, Fabaceae. The record is from the annotation of a GenBank genome assembly.
AUGAAGGACACCAAGAAGGUUUCUAGAAACCUAUCUGAAAACGAAAUUCAAGAAUCGCUGAAUCCGUCAAUCUCAUACGGAGUUUCUGUUUUCUGUUAUGCAGUGAUUGCUGUAUCUCAGACUUGUCCUGCUACUAAUGUUGGUAAAUGCGGUGAUCAGGAUGAUUGGGUAGGGGAGUUUUUCCCUGGCAUUUCCAAAAUUAAAUAUGAGGGGCCUUCGAGUAAGAAUCCGCUUUCAUUUAAAUGGUAUAAUGCAGAAGAGGAAAUUCUUGGGAAGAAGAUGAAGGAUUGGUUCAGAUUUAGUGUUGCAUUUUGGCAUACAUUCCGUGGAACAGGUGGUGACCCGUUCGGUGCACCUACCAAACAUUGGCCAUGGGAAGAUGGUACCAAUUCAUUAAGCAUGGCUAAAAGAAGGAUGAGAGCAAAUUUUGAGUUCAUACACAAACUUGGUGUCGACUUUUGGUGCUUUCACGAUAGGGAUAUAGCACCUGAUGCGCCUACUCUUGAGGAAACAAAUGCAAACCUGGAUGAAGUGGUGGCUCUUGCUCAAGAGCUUCAGACUAAGGGUAAAAAGAGCGUUUUGUGGGGAACAGCUCAGUUGUUCAUGCAUCCUCGCUAUAUGCAUGGUGCUGCUACUAGCUCUGAGUUAGGGGUCUAUGCAUAUGCGGCUGCUCAAGUGAAGAAAGCCAUGGAGGUGACACAUUAUUUGGGAGGAGAAAAUUAUGUGUUUUGGGGUGGCCGUGAGGGUUAUCAAUCUCUUUUGAACACAGAUAUGGAACGAGAGCUUGAUCACUUGGCUAGAUUUUUGGAAGCUGCUGUUGCGCACAAAGAGAAGAUCGGAUUCAAUGGGACACUUUUAAUUGAACCAAAGCCACAAGAGCCUACAAAACACCAGUAUGAUUGGGAUGUUGCAACUACAGCUAAUUUCUUGCGAAAAUAUGGACUUAUAGGAGAAUUCAAAAUUAACGUUGAGUGCAACCAUGCCACCCUAUCUGGUCACAGUUGUCAUCAUGAGCUUGAAACUGCAAGGAUUAAUAGAUUGUUGGGUAAUAUUGAUGCAAAUACUGGUGAUCCUCAAGUUGGUUGGGACACAGAUCAGUUUCUCGUAGAUAUCCAAGAGGCAACAAUGAUUAUGAUCAGCGUUAUCAGAAAUGAUGGAAUUGCACCAGGUGGAUUCAACUUUGAUGCCAAAUUGCGGAGAGAGAGCACAGAUGUUGAAGACCUGUUCAUAGCUCAUAUUGUUGGAAUGGAUACAAUGGCCCGAGGCCUCAGAAAUGCUGCCAAGCUAGUUCAGGACGGUUCUCUGGCCGAGCUUGUCCGCAAGCGAUAUCAAAGUUUUGAUACAGAAAUUGGGUCUCAAAUAGAGGCUGGAAAAGCUGACUUUGAUUUCCUUGAGAAGAAGAUCAAGGAAUGGGGAGAGCCAAAGGUUGCUUCUGCAAAACAGGAGCUAGCUGAGAUGAUCUUCCAGUCUGCAAUGUAG